Messenger RNA from Kluyveromyces lactis, 1845 nucleotides. It is a transcript of the gene YEL1, whose product is annotated as Arf family guanine nucleotide exchange factor YEL1. The record is from RefSeq and is a predicted model, not a curated record. The transcript has a single exon. The coding region runs from base 1 to 1845 and encodes 614 amino acids. Gene Ontology annotation, molecular function: guanyl-nucleotide exchange factor activity. Lineage: Eukaryota; Fungi; Ascomycota; Saccharomycetes; Saccharomycetales; Saccharomycetaceae. Gene Ontology annotation, biological process: regulation of ARF protein signal transduction.
AUGGGUGCGUUUAUAACUCCUAAUAAGAACCAGAAUCAUAACAGAUUGAUGGUAGGCAAUGAACAGUCCGAUCCACCAAUAGUGGAAUCUCCGAAGAUGACGAAUAUCCAUGCGUUUAUUAACGAUGCAGAUCUACAAACGGCUGACCAGAUGCUGAAACAGACUUACCGGCCCUUGGAAUAUACACAGUAUGCGAAUUGGUUAGGUGCAAAGGAGAAUAAGCGCGUACUAACGGAAUUUUUGAACCUUUUGAGACCUUGGCCGACUUCGUUGUAUCUUACUCUAUCAAAGCUAUCCCAUGGUCUUUAUUUGAUCGCAGAAGCUACUCCGCUAGACAAUAUUUUAGAAGAACUUGCUGCUCAAUGGACCGAUGAACAUAAGGACAAGGUCUCACACUUUCAGGGGAACUAUAGGGUCUGUCACAUCAUUUUGUUCUCUCUGUUGAUCCUCAAUUCUGAUUUACACAAUGAGUCUUUCGACUACAAAUUUACAGUGGAUCAAUUCAUUGAGAAUACCAUCUAUGCUAUCAGAUAUGAACUGAAAGAUAUGCAGCUAGAUGAGAAACUCAUAAAGGAUGAUUUACGUGGUUAUUAUAACCAAAUUCUGGACAUUCCAUUUCCCUUGUGCCAACCGAGGACUUUCAAAGAAGUCAGCAACAAGAAUGAUUAUUCUUCAACCUCAAAUGAUUCUCCUUCUAUGAAUCAUUCUUCCAUGAAUCCCUCUCCCAAUGAACGUGUGUCUUUUAGCGUAUCCCGUAAGACUUCGCUUUUCUCUUUAAGACCAGCAAGUUCGCUUUUGGAAAAGACUACCACAUCACAGUCGGUACUGUCUUCUCAAUCAGAAUGGUCUCAACACGUAAAUGCAACCGAUUUCUAUGUUCAUCAGCAUGAAGAUGAUAUAUUCGGUAAACAAAAUGACUCUUUAUGGUUGGUAGACCACACUUUAAACUUUAAGGUCAACAAGUCUACUCAUUCUAUAUCAGAACCAUGCGAUAGCGCAACUCACGGGAUAAUGAAACUUUUCAGAAGAGGUAAUAACCUAACUCAUCAACAACAAAGAAUGGAAAAUGCGAACAGAAAGAUGCACAGAGCUAGAGUAACAGUUCAAAAAGGAUCGCUUGAACUUCAUUUAACAAAAAGUAAGAACAAACUUUCUGCAAGAUCACUGACUGGACCGAAUGGCAUUUUUGGAACUUCUAUUAUCCAAAGAUUUAAUCUAUUUGGUGCAUUUGCGGAGCUCAUUGGAGAAACAAUCAUUGAUCAUACGGGUGCAUCAAAACCGAAAUGUUUCCAAGUUGAAUUUGCCGAUGAUCAGCAUCACAAGAGUCUGAUAUUUGAAUGUUCAUCUUCCAAGCAAUGUGAAACCUUCGUGGAUUGCAUAAAUUUCUGGGCCAGUAGGAUUACACCCAUUCCGGAUUCGCAAUUUGAAAUGGUAUCUAAUCAAGAAUAUGGAUGGUCUGGAAGAAUACUGUCUGAGUACCAAGAAGACCCUAACAGCUUCAAAGUGAACCCAAAAAUUAAAGUUUUCCACUGGGAACCCUUGUAUGGAUUGGAUUCCUUGUACACCAACUUCAACGUCGAAGAAUCAGGUAAAUUAAACAUGGAUUCACAGCUGCUACAUUGGAAAAUUUUUGUUACAAAAUUGGCAGAAUGGAUAAACGAACACAAUGAUAUAAAACCAGCGUUAAUCAAGAUUUGGACGCAUAAUCCGAAUUUUGAUCUAAUAAUGGACAAUUGGAACGCUAAAUACCUAUAUUUGAACAGGCAGUACCAUAAACAUAACGAGUACCUCAAAGCUAUAGAAAAAAGUUAUGAGAAUUCCGAUAAAUUUCCUAUAGACAAAUAG